Alligator sinensis (Chinese alligator) is the source of this 597-nucleotide messenger RNA. Its product is annotated as C->U-editing enzyme APOBEC-1-like. Gene Ontology annotation, biological process: cytidine to uridine editing. The coding region runs from base 1 to 597 and encodes 198 amino acids. NCBI's taxonomy places the organism in Eukaryota, Metazoa, Chordata, Crocodylia, Alligatoridae. Gene Ontology annotation, molecular function: cytidine deaminase activity; RNA binding. The transcript is spliced from 5 exons. The record is from RefSeq and is a predicted model, not a curated record. Gene Ontology annotation, cellular component: cytoplasm; nucleus.
AUGGCUGUGGAGGAAGAGAAAGGUCUCCUAGGCACCAGCCAAGGAUGGAAGAUAGAGCUGAAAGACUUUCAGGAGAAUUAUAUGCCCAGCACCUGGCCCAAGGUGACGCACCUGCUGUAUGAGAUCAGGUGGGGUAAAGGAUCCAAGGUGUGGAGAAACUGGUGCUCAAACACACUCACCCAACAUGCUGAAGUCAACUGCUUGGAAAAUGCCUUUGGGAAGCUACAGUUCAAUCCUCCUGUGCCCUGCCAUAUCACCUGGUUCCUGUCCUGGAGUCCCUGCGGCCAAUGCUGUAGAAGGAUCCUGCAGUUUUUGCGGGCUCACCCUCAUGUAACCCUGGUGAUCAAGGCAGCCCAGCUGUUCAAGCACAUGGAUGAACGCAACCGACAAGGUCUCCGGGACUUAGUGCAGAGUGGAGUUCAUGUGCAAGUCAUGGAUCUACCAGAUUACAGGUACUGCUGGAGGACAUUUGUCUCACAUCCACAUGAAGGAGAAGGUGAUUUUUGGCCUUGGUUUUUCCCUCUAUGGAUCACUUUCUAUACCCUGGAACUCCAGCAUAUUCUGUUGCAGCAGCAUGCUCUCAACUACAACUUGUGA